Molecule: messenger RNA, 1118 nt
Organism: Anopheles maculipalpis
Lineage: Eukaryota; Metazoa; Arthropoda; Insecta; Diptera; Culicidae
Exons: 2
Coding region: 25-1092 (355 amino acids)
Source: RefSeq, a predicted model, not a curated record
CUAGCUGGACUGCCGCACCAACCGAUGGCGUCACAGAAAAGUUCCACCACACCGGCCCUGGCGGUAACGAACCGUAUCCUGCGCUCGCCGUCGCACGAAAGUUUCUCCACCGAUCUGUCGCUUAUAUCGAUUUCUGUGUCGUCAAUGAAUUCGGAAGCCACCAGCGUACUGAACCGGUCCAGCUGCAGUUUGCUGAAUCGAACGAUGGAGGAGAAACUUGGCAGUCUGUUGAACCCUAAGGAUAGCAAAAGAAACCGCUCAUCGACACUGACCGAACGUUGGAACGAAAGUAACGAUCUCAUACGGAACUGUGCCACACUGUCGGCUGCCUUGGGUAUACACAAAAGCUUCAGCACUACCGACAUCUAUCAGCUGCCUUCCGAUCAGCACAAUCUCGGCCGGCUCUCGACAUCCGAGCUGGCGCUUACACCGUUCCAGAAGGUGGGCUAUCUAUUCGAUCAUUCCCGGUUGGAACAUGCAUCCCGUUCCUACUCGACCUGGGUUGCGGUGGGUGAGUUGGCAUCCACCUCCCAGCUACCAUCACCGCACGGUGGCCAAUCGUCCCAGGUGCCAACUCUAACUAGCACAGCCCCAACGCCUAGCUUCACCGUAACAGACCUUAUCAGCUCGGUGAACAAGAAAAUACGGCAGAACUACAUCCGGCGGCGACUGUUCACGACGUACCGUGCGCUGGAACGGCUAUCGCAAAGUGAGUUCAAUCUCGAUCGGCUGGAAGCGGCCGCCUUUGCUGCUACCAAUCCUGGCCCAACGGAACUGAUCGUACCGUCCACAAGUUUGUCGAACGCAUCCGCCUCACCGGUCGGUGGAAAGUCAACUAGCUCGCCGGCACCGAUUGGUGAGGUAGGUACGUUGCCGGAGCACGGAUCGGCGUUACCGUUGAAAAAAUCUAGCAGCACCAGCGGUAGUGCUGGCAGUAGUGCUCCAAGAACACAUCACGGUCCAAAAAAGCAUCUCACCUUUCACGACAUUGAGAACGAACGGGGAAAACCGCUGUCCAAGUACGAGCGUCACAUGCUUAUCUUUAACUGGCUGCACACCAUCGACGACACGGCACUGGAGAUCGAAAACUGAUCUCCACAGGAGGAUCUGCGCUCCGA